This is a messenger RNA of Python bivittatus (Burmese python), 2691 nucleotides long. RefSeq names its product TNF alpha induced protein 8 (gene TNFAIP8). Gene Ontology annotation, biological process: regulation of apoptotic process. Gene Ontology annotation, cellular component: cytoplasm. Gene Ontology annotation, molecular function: cysteine-type endopeptidase inhibitor activity involved in apoptotic process. Lineage: Eukaryota; Metazoa; Chordata; Lepidosauria; Squamata; Pythonidae. The record is from RefSeq and is a predicted model, not a curated record.
UUUGCUGCCUCUCAAAUAGGCACGUCAUCUAAAUCUCCAAAGAUUUAGGCUGAUACCAUGGGUUCCGAAGUAGAUGAUUCUAAAGAAGUGGCAACAGAUGUCUUUAAUUCCAAAAGUUUGGCCAUUCAGGCCCAGAAGAAAAUUCUUGGCAAAAUGGCCUCCAAAUCAAUAGCAACUGCUCUGAUAGAUGACACCAGCAGUGAUGUGUUGGAUGAACUCUACCGAGUGACAAAGGAAUACAUUCAAAACAAGAAGGAAGCUGAGAAGAUAAUUAAAAAUCUCAUUAAAACUGUUAUCAAAUUAGCAAUCCUGUACCGGAAUAACCAGUUUAAUCAGGAAGAGACUGUACUUAUGGAGAAGUUCAAAAAAAAGGUUCACCAGUUGGCUAAAACUGUGGUGAGCUUCUAUCAAGUGGACUAUACCUUUGACAGGAAUUUUUUGUCAAAACUGUUGAAUGAGUGUAGAGAUCUACUUCAUCAAAUAAUUCACCGUCACCUGACUGCAAAAUCUCAUGGACGGGUCAACCAUGUGUUUGAUCAUUUCUCAGACUGUGAAUUUUUGGCUGCCUUAUACAAUCCAUUUGGAUCUUACAAGACUCACCUCCAAAGACUUUGUGAUGGUGUUAACAAAAUGCUAGAUGAAGGCAAUAUUUAAUUGCAUCAGUAUCAGUGGAUCGUGUAUUCAAAGGCUGAGGAUUGCUGGUGGUCUUAGGGAGUCAAUGAAAGAAUGAAGAAAGGCUAGAUAGUGUUAGGUUGGUGUAAGGAAGAAUUUAAUAUCAAUGGAUGCGUUGAAAAUUCUUCAACACAUUGACUUAUUUAUUUGGAAUUACCUAUUGCUGUUUCCUUUUUUUUUUUUUUUUGGUAAUACUAUGCUUUAAAAUAUGGAUUAAUAAAGCCAUAAAACAGGACUAUUCAAAUGAAAUAGGACUUCAUAAAAUAGGCAGGGAUAAUAAAACGUCAUAUUCUAAAAGUAUAAGAAUUUUAAUAAUCCGCUACUUGCAGAGAGCUGUGCUACCUACAUUGAAUGAACUUAAAACUGAACAGCUUUAACAAAACCUUUUUUUUCCCGAUUCAUUUAAAACUGCACUAUGCGUGAAUGUUUAAGUCACAUUGUUAUAGUUAUACUAUUGAAACAGUUAACUGGCUCUUUGAGCUGUAGAGCAUCCUUUUUUAAAUGUUCAGGGCUUCCACUAGGAAAUAACUAAAGUGGUGUGAGCUACUAUCUCCAUCAUCGUAGUAUCCCAUAUUGAUAACAUAGUCUUCACGUUGCUGUCCUCUAGUUAUUUUUGGAAUAAGCUUCCCAGGAGAAGAGACUGUGUUUCACACAAUGUGCUUCUGAGAAGCCCUGAAUUAAAUACGUACUUCCAGGGCAAUAACACUGGGCUUCUUUUACAUGGACCUUUCUUUAAUCAUCUUUAUGGUUUGAUUUCUUCUUCUGUUCUGGAAUGGUUUUGUAUUACUUAUCAAUGUGGUAGGCAUUUGACAAUCACUGAGGAUUUAUAGACAUCCCCCACAUCCUAAACAUGCCUAAUAGCACAGUGUCAUAUAUAGUUAAAAGUAUAAUGGCUUCCGGUUACAUUUUAUAGAAAAAUGUGCUUCCAGAUUAAAUUGUUCAAGAAAGAUGAAACUGGAAUAUGUGUGUUAUCCACAUAUAUGUAUAUUUCUAGAACAAGAUGACAGAAUGCAGUGAUCCUUAGAAAAAGAUAUGGGUAGUAAUCUGAAUCUAGAAACGAGUCUGUGAACCAAAUUUUUAAUAUUGUGUAAUUUUGUUUUAUUCAGAAACCAGUGUAUAUGUAAUGUAGGGUAAAUAUAUAGCAAAUGUUGGAAAAAUAUAUUGUAGCAGUUUGAAUAAGUUUGUUUAAUCUUCAGACUAUUGAAAAAAUGCUGAACAUGUAAUGCUUUACACUUCUGUAAACCAACAACUGGUUGAAAACUUUUACUUUUUCUUUAAUUGUCAGAUUUUUUAAAGCUUUGUGAGUAAACAGAAGAACAUUUGCACUCUUAAGUUUUAUGCAUGAUUUUCUGUGUCGCGAGAAAUUCAAAAAUAGACAUGGGCAAUUUAAUAACAUCCAAAUUGAUUUUUAACAUGGCUUUACAAUUUUCCAUUGAUUACUAUACAGUACUCCUUUUCUGCUAUGACUGUUUUUUUUUCCUCCUCUCUCUCUCUGCAAAUUAUGUGCUUUUAGCAUUGUCAGAUGAAUCAGAUUGUCCCCCCUCACUGGCAUAAUUUGUUAUAUUGAACUGAGAUAGGUAGAAUUCCAAGCAAAGAAAUCCCCAAGUAAAGACCCACUAGAAAUUCAGAUGUUAUCGAAGUAAGUGUGGCUGUUUUGACUUUUAGGGGAGUAUAAUAUUUUAAGACUGCUGUUGUAAUGAGGAAUUUAUUUAGAUGGGCCAAGGACUGAAGUGGGUAGGGCUGCAUCAACAUGUGGGUGGAUGAGGGAGUUCCCUUUUUUCUCCCUUUCAAAGCAGGCUCUACCCUCCCCCUUUUAAAAAACAAACCUACAUUAAGCCCAUUUUAGGGCUUAUAUGAAAACUGGGUUUUUUUGUUUUUUGUUUUGGUUUUUUUGCCUCAAAAUGGCAAGAGUCUAUCUGGUCUGUUUGUGGUUACACCCCCAAAAUUUCCAUUUUAUUUCACAAACAUAUUGGGGUAUUUAAGCAAAAUAUAACCCUGUAAUAUGUCAUAAAAUAUUUU